Molecule: messenger RNA, 1477 nt
Organism: Styela clava
Lineage: Eukaryota; Metazoa; Chordata; Ascidiacea; Stolidobranchia; Styelidae
Source: RefSeq, a predicted model, not a curated record
GUCUUUAUAUUAAAUAAAGGCAUUAUGCAUUAAUGCCAUGUCUUUUAAUAGCGUCUUUAAUGCAUGUAUGCAAGUCCGACCAUAUUUUUCAAUUAGGGGCUUCAGUAUAAGUCAGUGGAAAAUCCAAAGUCAUUAUGAAACAUUGGAUAUACCAGAAGAUUCAAAUUUAGACCAAGUUAAAACUGCGUUCAUUUCUAAGUCCAAAAAGUAUCAUCCUGAUAAGAACUACGGUGAUGAAGAAAUGCAUGCAAAGUUUGUAAAACUGAAUGAAGCAUAUACUGUUCUUUCUGAUCCAAACCUGAGGUCUGCAUAUAAUUUUGAAUUGAUGAAAAAAAGCAGGAUGUACUCGUCUCCUUUAAUACAGAGGUCAAAGGAUUAUAAAAGCCCAUAUCGGAAAAAUAGGGAUGAUUCAACAGAUUGGAGUGAUUUUUAUAGUACUUAUGGCGGUGGAAAAGCAUACAGAGACAUGAAAGCUGAAUCUGACUCUGAAUUUUGGACACAAUAUUGGGAGAAUACAAAAAAAUUUGGAGGGGGUGAGAUGCAAGAAGGGAUGAGCCCUCCCCCCAAAUCAACAAUUGGAACAGAAUUGGUCGUUAUUUCGGGAGUAUUAUUCGCAGUUUAUGUAUGGGGGAUGUAUAUCCUAUCUGGCAGGGAGCCGCAUAAUGCUGACAGCUUUAAUUCUGAACAUGAAAAAUGGUUACUGGCACGCCAGAAAAAAUGAUGCUAUUUUUAAAUUUUUUGGAUUAGGCCAUUGUUCAGUUCAGCACUAUUUGCCUCAUCUUUAUCUCUUUAUAUAGGAAUUCUAGUCCAUGCAUCUCACAAUUGACUGUUAACUAUUUCUGUAUCAGAGAUUCAGAUCUUAAGAAUUGAUAAAGAAUGAACAAGCAAUAUGUUUCAAGUUGUAUCGUUGCACUGUAAAGUAACAGCUCAUUUUGAAAUACUGUCUUUCUUCAGAAAUCUUUGUGCCCACUCCUAGAAUAUUACAGCUUGUUUUGUUCAAUGCCAUUUUCAAGAUUCUACUCUCCCAGUUUCAUCUUUAUAGUGAUACCAAAUCGUUUGCAAUUUACAUAGUCAUUUAUGCUCAGCUCAUGUAUUUUGAAUGAUAUUUUAAUUGAUUCUAUUCCUAUACACAACCUACAAAUUUGACGAAAGGCCAUGGACAACGACAUAGUUACCGGUAAAUGGUGUUAACGAAUUAAAAAAUCCUGUUGUAUAGGCAAAUUCAUGAUCUAUUUUUGAAAUGGAACAGAACCUUACUUCAGUGUCUUUUUUGACCCAUUGUACUAUGAUUUGCUUCAAAAGUCUUGUGAUUUGUUCUUAUGAUCUUAUUAUGUCGAUUAUAAGGAAAAUGUUCUACUCUAAGAAACUAAGGUGUAUGAAUUUUACGAAACUAUCUUCCCACCAUUAUAUAUUAUAUUUAAAUAAAUUGCGGAACUAUUUAUGAUUAUUGACUAAAAAUUUCUUUCUUAAUGAAUAG